AUGCUGGUUGCAGCAAGCAUCAGCGGGCGAAACCUCUCGACGGAGAAACGACCGCAGACACCAUCAUCAUCAUCAGCAGCAGCAGCAGCAGCACGACCAGCCGCCGGCGGCAGUGGCACCAAUGCUAGUGCUUGCUCCAUGCCAGACCCGAGGAACCAGCGGGUGCUUCACGCUGCCGUCGCGGGGCUUCCAAAUGCUGGGAAAUCUACGCUGUUAAACUACAUGGUGGGCGAUAAGGUCUCAGCUGUCUCCACGAAGCGACAUACGACCCGAGAGAACACCCUGGGGGUCAUGACUGUCGGGCGGACCCAGGUGUUUUUCCACGACACCCCCGGCUUCGUUAGCCACGAAGAGCGCGACGACUACAAGCCCGCGUUGUCGGCCGAGUCCCGCGAGGCCAUCGCAGCGGUGGACCUCACGCUCUUGCUCGUGGACGCCUCCAAAGACGUCACGAAGCGCGGGCUGCGAAGCCUGACGGGGUUGCUCGAAAGGGUCCUUCGGUCUCGAUGCGAGGUGUUCCUGGUGCUCAACAAGUCGGACUUAGUCCACCCCAGGCACCGCCUUCUCGCAACCACGGACGAAAUCAUGGAUAGGGCUCAGGAGAUCAUGGACCGGAUAGACUCGGAGCGAGAACAAGCUGUUGCUGCUGUUGAUACUUCACCACGACACGAAAAUGGUACCGCUGCAGCAGCAGCAGCAGCAGCAGCAGGGAGUGGCAAUUGUGGCGCCUCCAACGGGAGUGGCGUUGGUGAGCGAGGGCAGGAGCCGUUGUUUCGGGACGGUGGGAAAACGGUCGACGAUCACGUGACGGUGUUCAUGGUCUCGGCAAAGACGGGCCAUGGUGUCGAGGACGUCGUCGAUUUUCUCGUGCACCGCGCCAGGCCCGGCGCCUGGCUGUUCGGUCCGGACGAAACGACCAACAAGGACAAGAGGAGCCGGGUAAAGGAGAUCGUGAGGGAAGGCCUGUACAAGCACCUCUACAAGGAGCUGCCCUACCAGAUCACGACGCACAUAAGGGAGCUCUCGCGAAGACCGGACAACAGCGUAUCCGUGCUGCAAGAACUGCGCUUGGACAGGGCGUCGCAGAAACCCAUUGUGCUUGGGAAGCUCAAGUACAUCAAGAAGGACGUUGAGUGGGAUCUGCGGAAGCUGUUCGGCACGCGCGUCGACGCGCGAUUUUUCGUGAUAGUGGGCCACAAGAAGGGUUAG
Ectocarpus siliculosus is the source of this 1209-nucleotide messenger RNA. Lineage: Eukaryota; Phaeophyceae; Ectocarpales; Ectocarpaceae. The record is from the annotation of a GenBank genome assembly.